AUGUUCCAUACGGCGAGAAACAACUGCCUAUCAGACAUCAAUGCUCGAGUCACUAUCCCAGAUGAUUCGGAGACCGCCGACCCCUACUACACUCUUAUCAAGUCAAGUCUUAUCAAAGUCGCCCGGAAAGCUCAAAGUGAAUCUUUGAAGCAGCUCUUCAAGCUGGUCAAGGUUAUCGUGGGACAUUUUACAGGCGCAUUCGGAGAGGCUUUCUGGGAAACAACCUCGCGGGAGCAACGAUGCAGUAUCUUCGGCGCAUGUUUUGACUCUCACCCGAUUUGGGUAAUGAAAUACUAUCGACCAAAGGAGUUCGCGGCAGUGGACUUUGGAGCGAUUUGGGCCAAGGAGACACCAGAUCGGCACCGCUGGAGACGCUUUUAUCGCAAUCAGUUCAUUGAUAUGGCUGACUCUACAUACACCCACCGCAUUACAACGCCGAAUGAUGAAGGGCUGCUGGCUGUAACUCAUUUGUGGAAAGAUUGGCCCAGACAGCAAAAGGUGCUGGCCUGGCAGAUGGGCAACGACUCAUACGAGUUACCCGGAUUAGUUGGAGGUCCUGAUCAUCGAUAUGAAGAAGAGCAAGCUAUGCAUGAUGAAAGACUCCAUAUGAAUUGUCCAGGAGCGGGCGCUGGAAAUUUCAGAACCCCAAGUCAUUAAACGUAAGGAGAGAAGUAGGUUUCCGGUUGUCCAGUUAUUGUACACCUGUACCAAUAAUCCUGCUUUCUGUAGGAUACAAGGGUUAGGGUACAAGAGUGACUGAAGGUAAGAGGAAGGAGACUAUGCUUUACAAAAAAUGGGCUUUUCUUUGCUUGCUCGUCCAGUUACAUAAUAAAUUUAACAAUCUCUGGCAUUGCUUUACUAACUUCAUAUGCAUGAGACGAUCAGAUCCCAAGUGAGAUGAAGAGGAACCCAUCGAUAAUUCGGGGGCCAAUGAAAACGUCAGAUUGCCUGGAAAGCGGCAUAGUUUCAGACAGCAAGGUUAGAUUGAUG
Hymenoscyphus albidus is the source of this 990-nucleotide messenger RNA. The record is from the annotation of a GenBank genome assembly. Lineage: Eukaryota; Fungi; Ascomycota; Leotiomycetes; Helotiales; Helotiaceae.